Molecule: messenger RNA, 1143 nt
Organism: Penicillium argentinense
Lineage: Eukaryota; Fungi; Ascomycota; Eurotiomycetes; Eurotiales; Aspergillaceae
Product: adaptin-binding domain-containing protein
Exons: 4
Coding region: 1-1143 (380 amino acids)
Biological process (GO): vesicle-mediated transport
Molecular function (GO): protein-macromolecule adaptor activity
Source: RefSeq, a predicted model, not a curated record
AUGACCGACGCACCCCCGCCAGACCCCUCCAAACCAACCCCGAAGAACAUCCCCAACCCCCGACGCCUCCUAAUUCUCACCCCACCCUCACAAUCGCCCUCAAUAAUCCCACCACUGCUACAAACACUGACCGGAGUCCCCGUCACCGACCCACCACAGCAAACCGAAUCCAGACCCGGCCCCAGCCCCGAGGGUAGCACCCCGCUUACCACGGUGCAAAUCUCGUUCGCAGGCUACACAACCCACAGCCCACUCCCCCUCUCAACAAAAUACUACAAAGCAGAGAUUCCCCUCUGGGUAGACGAGGUCCCGCUUGCCAGCGAUACGCCGCGCAAAGCCGAGGACGGAAGUAUCGCCCCGCCUGGCGCGUGGAAGACGGAGUUCCUGAGCGAGGAGGCGGGGAUUACAGAUCCUGCGGGUACUGGGGUAGCGCAACGUAAGGAUGUCCUGGAGCUCAAAGAGCUUAUGGGUGAUGUUGGUGCUGUGAAGAGUUGUAUCGAUGAGGAGAGGGGUGGGAUGGAUGUUCCCGGAAUUUUUGUCCUUGUUGGGUCUAAGAAUGCGGGUGUGAAGAAGGCGCCUGUGAAUGCUUCUUCUGGUGAGGACGAUGGGCUUGAUCUGGGCGUUGAGGAGAUUGGGCAGGAUGCGGAUGAGCCGCUUUCUGUGGGGUGGUGGGAGGACCAGCUUUUUGAUAUGGGGCUGUUUGGGUGGGAGGUUGUUGAGUGGGAUCCGGCAGGUGAGGAGGAGGUGACGAGGAAUAAAUUUGGUGAAUACGAAGGAAUGCCCCGCAUCAAAGAAGUCCUGGAAACGCACGACUGGAGCGGAUCAGGCGACGACGACUUCGAACUCGACGAAGACCUCGAGACAGAGUUGCUAGGCCUGGAUCGACAAGGCAGCACGCGGGGCUUCGGGGAAGAAGUUCACGAGCUGGAACGGGAGAUGCUGGGGUUGCGGAUGGCUAUUGAGCGCAGUGGAGGGGAUGGUGAGCGUGAGGAUGAGCAGGGGAAUGAGGAGGAUCAAAUUGAGUCUAUUGAGACGCUUAUUAUGCGGAUGCAAUCUUUGCGAGAUAUGGGGUCUGAGUUGCCGGCAAAUGAGCGGAGGAAGUUUGCCGCGAAGGCUGUGCAGGAUAUUAUGCGGGAGCUUUGA